AAAAGGGGGGAGAGCAUGGAAGGGGGAGCUGGUGAGGAGCCCCUUCCAGUCCCCGUGGAAGUUUGGGGCACUUGAGGGUGGGGAAACCUCCACAGUCCCCCGAGGGUCUGGGGAAAGUGCCCCCCUCUGCGGAAAAGGCAAGUGGGGGGCUUGGUGAGGGGGAGGCGUAGCCCCCCCAACCCCGGUGGAGGGAGGCAGGCACCGCGGCCAGGAGGAGCGGAGCGCCCGGAACCGGUCUGCCAACCAGUUUAACCAGGACUGGUUUCCACUCGGAGUUCAAAGGCUCCUGGGUGCCUGGCCCCCCCAGGGCUGCAGCCCUUAACCCUUCCGGGUGCCCCUCAGUGGUCCCUGCUGGAGCCGGGGUCUACGCCUCUUGGGGUGUGGGGGACCUUGCAAGAGCUGGGGGUGCAACCAGACACCUGAGAGCAGGGAGACCAAGAGAGAAGCCGGGGCACCCCCCACCCGCCUUCCCUUGGGACCCCCGCUGCAGCGGGGCAGUCCCCGGGAGGACCCGGCUUGGGGAGGCUCAGCGGAGAGGGGCACCCGGCUUGGAUUUCUGGGUGAUGAAUAUUCAUGAGCGCGGCCUCUGCUCCUGUUUACUUAGCCGGGAGGGGCCGGGUUUCAGGUUCACCUGGGCGCUGCGCGGGGCAGGUUCGGCUCCUGCACCUGUCUCUGUCCGUGACAGCAGCUGUGCCCCCGCUGCCAGGCUCGGCCUGGGCACCCUGAGGGCGCCUCUGCUCCCCACUUCAGCCUCUCCCCGAGGCUUCUGCGCUCGGCUCCUUCUGCAGGGACGCGGCCCGAAUUACAGGAGCAGCAUGACGGAGGUCGGGUGGUGGAAGCUGACCUUCCUGAGGAAAAAGAAAUCCACGCCCAAAGUGCUGUACGAGAUGCCCGAGACCUACGCCCAGACGGAGGGAGGCCCCGAGCCCCUGCGGCCGGACGCCGGAGGCCCCGCCAGCGACUUCAGCACGCGGCUGGAGAAGAUCGUGGACAAGAACACGAAGGGCAAGCACGUGAAGGUCUCCAACUCGGGUCGCUUCAAGGAGAAGAAGAAAGUGCGGGCCAUGCUGGCCGAGAACCCCGGCCUCUUUGACGACCGGGAGGACAAGGGACAGUGAGGGGGGCCCGGCGGGGGGGACGCCUGUGCCUCCCUGCUCCCUGCUCUGAGCAGGGUCUAGACAGGCUCGCCACACUGGCCUCUUGGUCACAGCGGAGGCCGAGGGGACCUUAUGUCUGCCAGCAGGAAGUGUUGCUUUUUAAGAGUUGCACUGAUGUCCCCAGCUCUGUGUAAGCAGGGGGCAUCCCGGGCUCUUCCCACCGACCCUGACCAGGACACGAAGGGCCUCCAGGUCCAGGAUGGUGGUGGCCGGGCCCGAGAAGGUGGGCACAGCAAGCACUGGGGAGACCUCCACCCCCAGGGCACCUCUGCCGGCCGCCACGGGACUGGCCACAGGCUGCUGGCUGGUGCUGCACUCAGCUCCCAGCCCAACGCAGGUGGUAAACUUCCUGGAAUUCGGCACCCAGGGAGCGGGGGUGGAGGGCCUGAGAGCGAUGGGCUGGGCCGGGCUUGAGUCACACACCUCAGUGGGCAGCCACCCGGGCCACUGGUCCAAGCUGGGGUCGCUCUGGUAGGAGCUAAAAGCAGCCGGUUUUCUCUCCUCCUCCCCUCAUUGGUGUUUAAGAUGGAUCAGCCCCAGAGAUGAAUUCUGGAGCCUUGAAUUUUCUUUACAAGGUAAUUGUAUUUGUGGAUUUCUUUGUAAUAACAAAGCGCAAAAGCAGAGAA
Molecule: messenger RNA, 1783 nt
Organism: Fukomys damarensis (Damara mole-rat)
Lineage: Eukaryota; Metazoa; Chordata; Mammalia; Rodentia; Bathyergidae
Gene: Prr15l
Product: proline rich 15 like
Exons: 2
Coding region: 564-1118 (184 amino acids)
Source: RefSeq, a predicted model, not a curated record